Messenger RNA from Myxocyprinus asiaticus (Chinese sucker), 1978 nucleotides. RefSeq names its product jupiter microtubule associated homolog 2-like. The transcript is spliced from 5 exons. The record is from RefSeq and is a predicted model, not a curated record. Lineage: Eukaryota; Metazoa; Chordata; Actinopteri; Cypriniformes; Catostomidae. The coding region runs from base 213 to 836 and encodes 207 amino acids. Gene Ontology annotation, cellular component: nucleus.
GUUGGGCGUUCCAAUUUCUCCUAUUCGUUUUAAUAGAAGUGGCCCAUCUCGGUUUAAAUGCGUAUUAGCUGCACAAGCCUUUCUGGGCGUGGUUGGUCGAACUUUACUACUUUUUUUGCAUAGACUUCCAGUUAAGUGUUUGUAGCAGAACAGUUGUAGGGGCUGUUGUGGAAGGGAUUGGGUCACAUCGUCACAGACUGAAACAAGCAACCAUGACUUCAACAAAUAUGUUUCAGGGACUUGAUAAUUCUAAACCAAGUUCAAGGGUACUAAGACCUCCAGGUGGAGGGUCCAGCAAUUUAUUCGGCAGUUAUGAGGAAGACACUUCUGCGUCUAGACGGCCAAACAAGAUGUCCUCCUCUAUUUUUGCCCCUGCAGAAGAGCCUCAGGGUAGUUUCAAACGCUCCAAUCCCCCAGGAGGGAAGAGCAGUGGGAUAUUUGGGGGGCAAGAGGCUUCUCCGACUCAAAACAAGCCAGUGCCGCCUGGUGGAGCAUCCAGUAACAUCUUUGGGAGUGCAGAGUCAACCCGACCUACUUUUAAAAGCCAUCCCAACAAACCAAAGGACAACUUAAGUGUGGGUGUACCUGCUACACCGGAUCCACCAGCACCAGUGGCUAAACUGGAGACUGCAGUUGAGAAGGUGAAAGUAGAGGGAGUUUCUCCUCAACCCACACCUGAAAAAGAGCUGCCUGUACCAACAGUUAAUGAGAAUUCUGUGCCAGCCACAAUGCAACCACCAGAAAAGGACCAUGAGCCUCGCCUCGGAGCACGCCCUCGCUCCCACAACAAAGUGAUUAACCCACCUGGUGGAAAGUCCAGUGUUGUUUUCUAUUAGCCCUUUCUUUCAUUGUCUCUUUCCCAUCUGUCUUUUGUGUCUCUACUACUUCUGCUUUGUACUAAAACUUCUUUCUUUAUAUACUUUUUCCUCCAUUAUUCUCUGCAUGUUUUUUUUCUUCGCUCUCAUUCCUUGUUUGCUUUUGCACUUUCAUGUUCAUUCCUCACUUCUCCUUUGUCCUUUUCAUUUAAUUCGAAUCACUGUUAAUGUCACACACAAAAUGUUGUUUUUUUUUUCAUUCAAAUGGUUUGCAUUGACUUCUUUAUAAGAGUAUGUUCUCUGAAUUUGAUAAUGUAUAAGUUUGCCUUACAAUGAAAUUCAGCAGAGCCUAUGCAAUGUUCAACUGGAAUGAAUCACUGUCUGUUGCUAAAGAAAGCUCUUCAGUAAAAGCAUGUACCUUAGAUCAAAUGUACCUUUUGAAACUCAGUGAAUGUGUUCUGAUGGACAUGGAAAUGAUAGAUUUACUUUUGUGCAAUAUGGUGACUUUAUUUCUCAUUUUAUUCCUCAUCCAAAUCUCCCUCUCUCUUGCAUCUGCUUAGUAAGACACAAAGCCAGGCAUAAAAGCAAUAGCUCAGAUGCCAAACCAAAAAAUGCACAACUGAUAAUCGCCAAUGCCAAAGUGAACACACACGUGACUGUGGAUAGUAAUGUGUACAAUCAAAUAUUAUUAACAUAACACAUCACAAUAUUGAAAUGUUCUGUCCAUAUAAAAUUCAUACAGGUCAGAUAAUCAAAACAAAUGCAUCGGCAACAUGCAUACAAAUGUAACUAGUGAGCCUUAAACUCAGAAAAACCUUGAGCAUCAGAGGUUUUUCUGAGUACUUGAAAAGUGUUGCUGUGCCGUGCUUUCGAAUUUGACCUUUCUUCCCUGUAGCAAUUAGCAGCAUGUUUGUUAUAAAUUAAAAUGGCAUUUGGCCAUAUGUGGCACGUCUAUGAGAGUGAGCAUUUUUAACAUAUUAGUGCCAUCCCUGCUUGAAAUACUUUAGACAUUGCUUGGCAAUGUGACUGGCUGAGAUAAUGUCUUACAGUAAACCUCUGUGUUGUUUAUUUGUAUGCUGUUUUGUAUUGCUGAUUUUUUUUUUUUCAUGACAAUAAAAUAAUGUUUUAUGAUGUUGCUCAAAAUAAACUAACCCAUAUCUUCA